AUGCGGCAACCUCAAUCUCCCAACACAGCACAUCCAUUCCCUCCUUUUGUUCGAUUUGCUCAACGGCUCUGGAUAGAAAUUGAGCACGACCAAAAUAAUUACCAGUAUCAGCUAACAUCAUUCCUUUUAAUUGCAUCCACACCCUCACUCGCUCACUAUCAACAUACCCCAUGGCCCGCAAACUCCACUCCAAACAACUACCCGCCACCAUCCCGUCACCAUAUAUUGUCCCACCGCCACCAAACUUAA
This is a messenger RNA of Puccinia triticina, 249 nucleotides long. RefSeq lists its product as uncharacterized. Lineage: Eukaryota; Fungi; Basidiomycota; Pucciniomycetes; Pucciniales; Pucciniaceae. The coding region runs from base 1 to 249 and encodes 82 amino acids. The record is from RefSeq and is a predicted model, not a curated record. The transcript has 2 exons.